AUGCCCAAAGGUAAACCAAAGAAGGAUAAUCCCGCGCUGUAUGGGGGCUCGCCAGAGCCUUCAGAACCCAGCACAACCCGUUAUGCUGCUGUACAUAGGCGGGGCGGCACACAUAAAGUACGCGACGAGCACAAGACUGACUCCAAAUACGAUAACUACAACUACAAGGAGCUUGUCGAUCAAGCAAAGGAGCGCGGCAUCUAUCGCAAGGAUAUGAAAAAGGUUGAGAUGGCAUGGGCUCUGAAACACGAUGGUGAAGAAGAAAGACGUGCGGAGCAAGAUGCCGUGCUCGCACUCCAGCGAAAGAGACAAGAGGCGAAAGAAGAGGAGGAAAGAAGAGCCGCACACAAACAAAGACAGAUUGAAGAAAAGCACGAGAGGAGGAUUGAAAAGGAAAGAAGGAGACAACGCGACGAAAGCGUCAGCGACGACACGCUAAGCGACGCCGACAUCGAAGCCCAAGAAACAAGUCGAAACGAGUACGCGCGCGAGCAAUUCGGCCACGCCCUCAGCGACGAAUCCUGGAACUCGACAUCGACAGAAUCAAGUCCCGAACCCCCCAUGGACCGCGACACCAAACCAGACUGCCGCCUCCGCCUCUUCGAAUGGCCACACGAGCAACUACCAGAUACCCACCCACCACGCUUCUUCUCCUUCUCCGAGCCCAAACCACGGGCCAUACCCUACGCACCCCUCCGACUCACCACCACCUCGAGUAAGCAGAAACUCGUCCUGCCAGGCUCCAAAUACCCGACUGGCGUCGAUCCAGACUUUUGUCCAUUGCUCUCCCCAGCAACACGGUUCGCAGCACGCAACGGCCAUUUAAUCGGCACGCUCCGGCACGCCGUUGCAGAAAGCGGUGUGCACUGGGCUCAGCGCACGUUGGUGCAGGGUUGGAAUGCACACAUGUAUUUUCACUUGGGCUCUCGUCACCACAACGAGAGUAAGCGGCUGGCGGAUACGUAUCGGAAAUGGGGGCUGGAGAAUAGGAAGGUGUUGCGGGUUAAGGGGACAGGGGAGGCGAGGAAAGAGGAGAGAGCGGCGAGGCAUGUGCAGAGGAGGAGGAAUAGGACGAGGUUGGUGCAGGAGGUUUAUGAGAGUUCGUUGUGGAGGCCUGGGGGUAUGGGGUAUGUGGCUGCUUAUCUGGACUACCACUGGGGGGAUGGUGGUGGCGGGGAGGGGAGGGGCACUGGACGGGUGUUGGAGAAUUUGUUCUUUGUGAGGUUUCUUGGAUGCGAUGUUCCGCAUUAUUAUUUCUGGUCGAGAGAGGGGGAGUGGGGG
This is a messenger RNA of Alternaria alternata, 1281 nucleotides long. RefSeq lists its product as hypothetical. The annotation marks the transcript as partial. The transcript has 2 exons. The record is from RefSeq and is a predicted model, not a curated record. NCBI's taxonomy places the organism in Eukaryota, Fungi, Ascomycota, Dothideomycetes, Pleosporales, Pleosporaceae.